AUGUCAACGAUUGGGAGCUUUGAAGGAUUCCAGCCAGUGUCCCUGAAGCAAGAGGGAGAUCACCAACCUUCCGAGACUGACCACUUGGCCAUGGACGAGGGAGACUCGGGCAAGAAACCAGGACAAAGGCGGAUCUCAAGACAGCCGAGCGUGACUAAAUCGACUCUUUACCCCAAUCCGUAUCACCAGCCCUAUGCUUCACGAAAGUACUUUGCUACCCGGCCAGGGGCUAUUGAGACUGCGGUGGAAGACCUGAGGAAACACAUUACACAAACUUCUGGAGAGACAGUUCAAGGCUUCUGGCUCCUGACAGAGAUUGAUCAUUGGAAUAACGAGAAGGAGAAGAUCCUGAUGCUCACAGACAAGACCCUCCUGAUCUGCAAAUAUGACUUCAUCAUGCUUAGCUGUGUGCAGACACAGCAGAUUCCUCUGAGUGCCAUCUGUCGUGUCUACCUGGGCAAGUUCGUCUUCCCAGGGAUGUCUUUGGACAAGAGACCAGGAGAAGGCCUUCGGAUUUGCUGGGGGAGCACCGAGGGACAGUCUCUAUUGUCACGCUGGAAUCCGUGGUCCACUGAGGUUCCUUAUGCUACCUUCACUGAGCAUCCUAUGAAAUACACUAAUGAGAAGUUCCUUGAGAUUUGCAAGUUGUCUGGAUUCACAUCCAAGCUCAUCCCAGCUAUCGAGAAGGCUCACAAGAAUUCUGCUGGAUCUGGAAGAGAAGAGGAACUGAUGGUGUUAACCCAACCCAUUCUUAUUGAGACCUAUGCAGGGCUCAUGUCAUUUAUUGGGAACCGAAACAAACUUGGCUAUUCCCUUGCUCGGGGGAGUAUCGGCUUUUGA
Microtus oregoni (creeping vole) is the source of this 840-nucleotide messenger RNA. RefSeq names its product tumor protein p63 regulated 1 (gene Tprg1). Lineage: Eukaryota; Metazoa; Chordata; Mammalia; Rodentia; Cricetidae. The record is from RefSeq and is a predicted model, not a curated record. The coding region runs from base 1 to 840 and encodes 279 amino acids. The transcript is spliced from 5 exons. Gene Ontology annotation, cellular component: cytoplasm.